AUGCGUACCACCGGCACCACCCUCCUCGCCACGGCCCUCCUGGCCGCCAGCGGCGCCCUCGCCCGCACCGACCUGUCGGGCUGCGUGUCGUCGGCGACGGUCAAGUACGGCGGCGCCUCGCUGGUGUGGUACGUCCCCGGCACUGGCGAGCUGUGCGAGUUCCUCGACUGCGGCGGCGGCCGCGCCCCGCCCAAGACGACCGUCCCCGGCUGCGCCGCCUACGAGGGUACCGCCACCUACUCGCCCAACUACCUCCCGGGCUACGGCCCUGACGCGACUCCCACCGCGGCCGCGUCCUCUUCGGCCGCUGCUUCGUCGUCCGCUGCGGCCAGCCCUAGCGUUACUGCUGCUCCCAGCCUGUCGAGCGCCGCGGUGAGCAGCGCUGCUGCCUCUUCGUCUGCUUCUUCCUCUUCUUCCUCCUCCUCCGCCGCUGAGAGCAGUGCGGCUGCUUCGUCGUCGGCGUACGCCUCCCACGGCGCGUCGACCGUGACUCCCGUCACCACCCCCAAGGGCGUCAUGACGCCCGUCGCCGGCACCCCGUCUGCCGCGACCACCCCGGCAGCCCAGUUCACCGGCGCUGCUGGUAGGAUCGAGGCCGCUGCCGGCGUCGCUGUUGGCGGUGUCGUUGCUGCGCUUGCUUGGUUGUAA
This is a messenger RNA of Lasiodiplodia theobromae, 648 nucleotides long. Its product is annotated as Siderophore biosynthesis. Bases 1 to 648 code for a protein of 215 amino acids. The transcript has a single exon. The record is from RefSeq and is a predicted model, not a curated record. Lineage: Eukaryota; Fungi; Ascomycota; Dothideomycetes; Botryosphaeriales; Botryosphaeriaceae.